This is a messenger RNA of Daphnia pulicaria, 954 nucleotides long. RefSeq names its product apolipoprotein D-like. The transcript has 5 exons. Lineage: Eukaryota; Metazoa; Arthropoda; Branchiopoda; Diplostraca; Daphniidae. The record is from RefSeq and is a predicted model, not a curated record. The coding region runs from base 81 to 686 and encodes 201 amino acids.
GCAGCUCGUCGUUGUGCAUUAGACCGCCGGUGUUUGUCAUCCGAAGAACACACGCCAGGACAAAAACAUCAAACAUCACAAUGGCAAAGAACCUUAGUGCGCUGAUGAUGCUGGCUGCUGUACUGACAGUUGAAAUUCCGUCCUUCGUUUUGGGCCAGAUUGUCAUUCCCGGUGAUUGUCCCAAAUACCCAACGCAGCCCAGCUUUAAUCCAGCUCAGUUUAUUACUACUCGGUGGUACGAGAUCAGCCGGUAUCCGUCAACUUUCGAGGACGACACCAGGUGCUCGCUGAUUGACAUCAGACCGUCCAAACAGGGAGCUCUCAAGAUGAGUUUCAAAGGAAUUAGCAAUAUAGACAACGCUGUUACGAUUGCAGCGGGCAAUGCUUACUUUGACUACGGAGAAUUGAGCAAAUUUCUAGUUCAGAUGCCUAUCGUCAGUUGGAACGCAACCGUGGACAUUCGAUUCUGGAUUAUCGCUACUGACUACACUAAUUAUGCUCUAGCCUGGAGUUGCGAUCCCCUUUGCACUGGAUAUCGGCGAGAGCAAUUGUGGCUUUUGGGUAAGCAGAAAACGCUAUCAGACACCGUCAUGAAUACAGUCACCUCCAGGUUCUUUACCAACGGGCCUUUUAAGGCGGGCAAUCUGGUUCCGGUUGUUCAGAAAGACUGUCCAUCCAUUGUAUAGAGUGAAGCAAAACGCGUCAAAAUUUACUGAAUGAGCAAUUGACGAUCAAAGAAAAGAAUAUUGCUGCUCGUCACGACAUUCAAAACAAUUCACAAUCAUUCACUUUUGUAACGAGUAAUGACUUUUGACUUUAUUCGAUCACUUUUAACAUUCUUUUAUUACUUUGUGGUUGUGGAGGGUGACAUUUCAUAAUUAAGCGUGUAAGGUGUUCUUUUCUCCUUUGUAGACGGUAUACGAUGCAACAAAUACAGGAUUUUUAUAACGGUAA